Schistocerca gregaria is the source of this 639-nucleotide messenger RNA. RefSeq lists its product as uncharacterized. Bases 1 to 639 code for a protein of 212 amino acids. The record is from RefSeq and is a predicted model, not a curated record. The transcript is spliced from 3 exons. Lineage: Eukaryota; Metazoa; Arthropoda; Insecta; Orthoptera; Acrididae.
AUGGCAAAAUGGAAAGCUAAACUGUGGUUCAACAAGAAAUGUUACAAAGUCAGACAGAAAGCCAUCAAUGCCAUGAAUAUAGCCAGAAGAACUCAAUCACGGUAUGACUUGGACUGCUAUGGAAGAGGAAAAACGUGUCAUGGAAUCAAUGAGACAGAGACUGUACAAGGCUCUUCAGCUGAAGCAACCAAAAUUCCCAGAGAACAUCCAAUGGAAGUGUGGGAAAGACAUUUAAGCCCAGUCCUUCAGGCUAACCACACGCGCCCGCCGGCAAGAAGCCCCACAGCGACUCCAGUCCCUGCUCAUGAGAUUGAAUUUUUCACAGAAGGAGAAAUAAUUCAUACAAUUAUGAGCAUGAAGAACAAUAAAGCAUGUGGCCCAGACAACAUCUAUAACGAGAACCUGAAAACUACACUCGCUGUACUAGUGAUUCCAUUCAUAGCCCUCCUAACUGAGAGCCUGAAACAAGGAACUGUACCAGAUUACUGGAAGCAUUCAAAGGUGAUAAUGCUGUACAAGAGAAAAGGUAACACAGCUGACCCUGAUGCAUACAGGGGCAUUUCACUAGAGGAAAUCCUAUUCAAGAUCUUAACAACUAAUUCUAGUAAUGCAUCUACAAGUCUGUUUAUCAUCAGCUAA